CUGCUGGUCAAUCGAACCAGACCAUAUACCCACGAACCCACCACGCUCCCCCCACCACCAAAUUACACACACAAUGGGUCCCGGACGCUCGAGACAACAUCAAGGACCUCCGGAGUCACUCCAGGAGGCUAAGUUCGGCACCAAGAAGAGAAAGGGCCGUGGUUUCAACGCGGACGAUGCACCUGCGAAGAAGAGGAAGGAGGCCGCAAAGAAGGGAAAGCCUACAGCGGCGGCGGGAAAACCGAAGGUGUCGCAGCCAAGAGCUGCUGCCAGGAAGCCAGAACCCAAGCCGAAGCCCGCUGCUGCUCCUGCCGCGGAGGAUGAGUUUGACCUGGUGUCCGAGGACGACUCCGAUGCCGAUGCGACACCCGAAGACAAGCUGGGAGACGACUUCCUUGACGGCGGAGAAUCCGACUCGGACGUCUACGACUCGGGUGACGAAGCGCCGCGCCCGCUGUUCUCGGACGACGAGGACGAGUCCGAUGCGGAGGAGAAGUUGACGGCUGCCAACAUCGCUGGUCUGUCGCGGAAACUCGACAUGCAGAAGGCGAUUGAGGAGGCGGAGGCGGCGGCAGAACUCGCUGAGUCGCAGAUGCAGACAAAUAUUGCGGAGGAUAAGCCGCGCAUUCUGGGCAACGCUGGAGAGGACGACGAGGGAAUGUCGAUGGCUCCCCCGGACAUCACCUUGCUGCGCACACGAAUCACCGAUACUAUCCGUGUGCUGGAGGACCACAAGAACCUAGGGGAGGAGGGACGGUCGAGGACGGAGUACACUGAGCAGUUGUUGAAGGAUGUCUGCGAAUACUACGGUUACUCGCCGUUCAUGGCCGAGAAACUUUACCAGCUCUUCUCUCCCGCCGAGGCGUUCUCGUUCUUCGAGGCCAACGAGAAGCAGAGGCCAUUGGUGAUCCGAACGAACACGCUCAAGACUGCGCGCAGAGAGCUCGCCCAGGCGCUCAUCAACCGCGGUGUCACCCUCGAGCCCGUCGGAAAAUGGUCGAAGGUCGGACUACAGGUCUUCGAGUCCAGCGUCCCCCUCGGAGCCACUCCCGAGUACCUCGCUGGCCACUACAUCCUCCAGGCCGCCUCGUCUUUCCUCCCCGUCAUGGCACUUGCCCCCCAGAUCAACGAGCGAGUCCUCGACAUGGCCGCUGCGCCCGGUGGAAAAACAACCUACAUCUCCGCCCUAAUGAAGAACACCGGCUGUGUCUUCGCCAACGAUCCCAGCCGCGACCGUGCCCGUGGUCUGAUCGGUAACAUCCACCGCCUGGGUGUCAAGAACACUGUCGUCUGCAACUACGACGCCCGCGAGUUUCCCAAAGUCAUCGGCGGCUUCGACCGCGUCCUCCUCGACGCGCCAUGCUCCGGAACAGGCGUUAUCUCCAAGGAUCCCAGUGUCAAGACCAACAAGGACGAGAAGGAUUUCAUGGUCCUGCCGCACCUGCAGAAGCAGCUGCUGCUCUGCGCAAUCGACAGUGUCGACCACUCGUCGAGCACAGGCGGCUACAUCGUGUACUCGACGUGUUCCGUCACUGUCGAGGAGAACGAAGCCGUCGUCGACUACGCGCUCAGGAAGCGACCAAAUGUCAAGCUCGUCGAGACCGGAUUGACAUUUGGAACCCCCGGGUUCACGAGCUUCCGCGGAAAGCAGUUCAACGAUAAGCUGAAGUGGACUAAGAGAUUCUACCCCCACAUGUACAACGUCGACGGUUUCUUCGUCGCCAAGUUCAAGAAGGUCGGCCCGACGGUGCAGGCGAAGGUCGCCAAGGAUGGCGAGGUCGCCGCUGAUGUCAUGGAUGUCGACACCGAGGAUGAUGAAUCUGGUGAGGCUGUUGCAUUCGAUGAGGAGGCGGAUAAGGAGUUUGCCGUGAAGGCGGAGAGGAAGAUGUUGAAGAGGAAGGGUAUUAACCCUGAUGCUAAGCUGGCGGACAAGAAGGACGAGAAGAUUGUGGAGACGAUUGUGGAGACGAUUGUGGAGAAGAAGGAGGAGGAGAAGAAGGAGGAGAAGAAGGAGAAAGCGAAGAACAAGAAGGGAAAGAACGAGAAGAAGGCCGAGAAGGCAGAGGAGAAGAAGGAGGAGGACAAGGAGGUUGAGAAGGCUACGAAGGAGGUUGAGAAGCUGAAGGUAGUAGAGAAGGAGGUCAAGAAGGCAGAGAAGGCAGUAGAGGAAGCCAAGGAGACAACAGAGGUUAAGAAGGUGGCCAAGGCGAAGGGCAAGAAGCAAACCAAAGCGAAGAAAGAGAAGAAGUAGGAUUCAAGUAAUUAAAAGUUGUUUCUUCGGGCGUUUGUGUAUUUACUUUACCUAUAUCUACCGUUACUUUUUCUGGCAUGGUUUUAGUGG
Molecule: messenger RNA, 2341 nt
Organism: Tricharina praecox
Lineage: Eukaryota; Fungi; Ascomycota; Pezizomycetes; Pezizales; Pyronemataceae
Product: NOL1/NOP2/sun family-domain-containing protein
Exons: 1
Coding region: 74-2251 (725 amino acids)
Biological process (GO): rRNA base methylation; maturation of LSU-rRNA
Cellular component (GO): nucleolus
Molecular function (GO): RNA binding; rRNA (cytosine-C5-)-methyltransferase activity
Source: RefSeq, a predicted model, not a curated record